Messenger RNA from Aspergillus glaucus CBS 516.65, 786 nucleotides. RefSeq lists its product as uncharacterized. NCBI's taxonomy places the organism in Eukaryota, Fungi, Ascomycota, Eurotiomycetes, Eurotiales, Aspergillaceae. The record is from RefSeq and is a predicted model, not a curated record. Bases 173 to 691 code for a protein of 172 amino acids. The transcript has a single exon.
AAAACAAAUGUCUCUGCUAUCUAGCAGUCAAAAUGAGUGGUCUGAUAACCAACGACUUCACCCCAUUGAGGGCUCUCGUCGAAUCCGUCCGACGAAAUAAUCCCAACCUCACCCCAGCCCUCACACACAUUGAAAACUUCCAGCCCCCGAACGCUACGCAAAGUACAAGCAAAUGCUAGGAUUGCUGCUGAACGCCCGCAGCAAGCUCGACGAAGCCAUUGCACAACUAUACAAGCACCUCCAGAACUCUCCAGAAAUCCGCGCGAGCAUUCCAGACAAUGAAUUCAAAACCCAUUGGAGAAGAGCAGCGCGGGUCCAUGAAUCCAUCAAGAAUCACAGGAAACCCAUACCUGCUAUCCGAGCAAACGCGACAACAGCCUGGGUCGAAGAGCAGGUCAAUGCUGUUCUGGGGAAUGUGCCGCGUUUCAGCAUAGCUGCGGAAGUUCGGUUGGCUGUGAACAGAAAAUUCGCCUGGGAUGAGUUUGUCAGUAGGCUUAAUUGCGUUAAUUUUGAUAGACUUAAUUGCAGUCGACCUGGACUGAUGUGCAAAAUGAGCUCUUGGGGGGGGGGCGUUUUUCUAAGCCUAUUCCAAGGUCCUUGUAUCGUUUGGGGGUCUUUCCUGACCAGUACUGUGCAAAAGCCUGCCAGUGUACCCUCUGGGCUGCCCGCUUGGCGGCUGCUAUUAAGGUAGGUGCUAUAGGGAGUUCCAGGGGGGCCAUGGCAGCCCAUCUUGGCUUCUUUGCCAGCUUCUUCAUUGCCUUCAAUGCCUGUAUUUCACCUGCACCC